Microthlaspi erraticum is the source of this 1500-nucleotide messenger RNA. NCBI's taxonomy places the organism in Eukaryota, Viridiplantae, Streptophyta, Magnoliopsida, Brassicales, Brassicaceae. The record is from the annotation of a GenBank genome assembly.
AUGGAAGACCUCACCACCAUUUUUCAUCCUAAACACUAUCUUGAAGAUCUGCCUCGUCCACCCAAGUAUUCUUAUUAUGGAGAAUGCAUUAUUUGUGAAAAACGGUUCUCUUUUGGGUCCGUUCGUUGUUAUUGUCGUGUAUGUGAUUUCAAGUUUCAUAGAGAAUGCGCCAACGUAUUGAUGAAGUCGAAUCUGACAAUAAAUCGUCCAGAGACACAUGAGCACACGCUCACUUUUAUUCGCCAAAAGAACUCUUUUAACUGUGAUGCUUGUGGGAAAGUCGGUAAGUGGAAGAUGAAUACGUACGCAUGUUUGCUAUGCAACUUCUUUGUCCACAGAGAGUGUAUCGAUUUGCCAAAGGUCAUAAAGCUCACUCGACACUCACACCGCUUGGUCCAUACUUUUCAAGUUCUUGAUUGGAACGAGAAAUGCCGAAUUUGUAAUUCCGAGUUUGUUAGCGGAUGUGGAGGAUAUAUUUGUAUCAACAAGACGUGCGGUUACAAACUCCAUUCAUAUUGUGCUACGAGCAGGGAGAGAUGGGAUGGCAAAGAAGUCCAAGGAGAAGCUGAAGAAAUUAGUAAUCCUGAAGGUGUUGCAUCGUUGGAGGAGGUCGAUGGCAAAACGUUUCGCCAUUUUAGUCAUCAACAUGACCUAACGAGACUUUGCGUAAACGAUGAUGAUGAGGAAGAUGGAGGAAUAAGAUGUGAAGCAUGCGUCCUUCCCAUUGAAUUUGGUUGUUUCUUGGCUUGUAAAGAAUGUGACUUUGCACUCCACGACGCUUGUGUGAGUCUUCCUCGUAACUUGGAACACACGUUACACCGCCAUCAGCUAACCCUAGAGGUGAACAAGGAAGAAGGCUUUUUCAAAACCGAAAGAAGAGAAGGCUUCUUCAUUUGUUAUAUAUGUGGAAGAGAGUCAUGCGGUUUCAUGUACCGGUGCUACCAAAAAGAAAGUAAAUUCGAAAUGGAUGCAACGUGUGCUUCUCUCACUGAUCCGUUACACUAUGGAGGGCAUUCACACCCCAUGACUCUAUUAGACACGUAUGCACAUUGUUUCGAAUGCGGAUUCGUCGACUUGAUGUUCCAAAAAGUAACUCUACCAUCGGUGGUAAAAUGCAAGUAUGACACCCAUCCGCUUACCAUAUGUUCUUCACACACAAUCACGGAGGAUGAUAAAUCGGCGUGGUGUGAAAUCUGUGAAGUACAGAUAAUAAAGCAGUAUGAUGAUCUCAUGGAUCUCUACGGCUGCACCAUCUGCAACACCAUUGUGCAUGUUGAGUGCGCAAUAGGGAAAUAUCCGUUUCUGAAACCUGGCCAUACCAUCAAAGUGAAUGGUUUUGAGAUUGAGAUUGCAUCCAACACUCUUUCUCGUCCGAUUUGCCGUGCAUGUCACUCUACCUGCCUAGACAAAUUGGUUUUCAAGAAUAAAACAUAUGCUGUCACUUUCUGUUAUAUCCGCUGUGUUACCUCUUCAUCAUCGAAAAGCAAGCCUACAAUCUGA